UCCUGCGCAGAUGUUGAGGCCGUAAAGCACGCCGGGCGGUCAGUUGGUUGCAGAUCGCAGGGAGGAAGCCGCCGCGGUUCGCCUUCUCUCCGCUGCCGCUAUGAUUCCGGUGUCGUUGCUGGUGGUGGUGGUGGGUGGCUGGACUGCAGUUUACCUGACCGACUUGGUGCUGAAGUCAUCUGUCUAUUUUAAGCAUUCUUAUGAAGAUUGGCUGGAAAACAAUGGCCUGAGCAUCUCUCCUUUUCACAUCCGAUGGCAAACUGCAGUUUUUAAUCGUGCCUUUUACAGCUGGGGACGGCGGAAAGCGAGGAUGCUUUAUCAGUGGUUCAAUUUCGGAAUGGUGUUUGGUGUGGUUGCCAUGUUCAGUUCUUUUUUUCUCCUUGGAAAAACCCUGAUGCAGACUUUGUCACAGAUGAUGGCUGAUUCUCCCUCUUAUCCUUCCUCUUCUUCGUCUUCCUCCUCCUCCUCUUCCUCUUCUUUCUCCUCUUCUUCCUCUUCUUCCUCUUCCUCCUCUUCCUCCUCUGCCUCUCUUCACAAUGAGCAGGUGUUGCAAGUUGUGGUUCCUGGUAUCAAUUUACCCGUCAAUCAGCUGACCUAUUUCUUUGCUGCUGUCCUCAUUAGUGGUGUUGUACAUGAAAUUGGACAUGGAAUAGCAGCUAUUAGGGAACAAGUUCGAUUUAAUGGCUUUGGAAUUUUUCUCUUCAUUAUUUAUCCUGGAGCAUUCGUUGAUCUGUUCACCACCCAUUUGCAGCUUAUAUCACCGGUCCAGCAGCUAAGGAUAUUUUGUGCAGGUAUCUGGCAUAAUUUCGUCCUUGCCCUCCUGGGUAUUUUAGCUCUUGUCCUCCUCCCAGUAAUUCUCUUGCCUUUUUACUACACUGGAGUGGGAGUACUUAUCACAGAAGUUGCUGAGGACUCACCUGCCAUUGGACCCCGAGGCCUUUUUGUGGGAGACCUUGUCACUCAUUUACAGGACUGUCCUGUUACUAAUGUGCAAGACUGGAAUGAAUGUCUGGAUACCAUUGCUUAUGAGCCCCAAAUUGGUUACUGCAUAAGUGCAUCAACUUUACAACAGUUAAGCUUCCCAGUCAGAGCAUACAAACGGCUAGAUGGUUCCACUGAAUGCUGUAACAAUCAUAGCCUCACAGAUGUGUGUUUUUCCUACAGAAAUAAUUUUAACAAGCGCUUGCAUACCUGUCUACCUGCCCGGAAAGCAGUUGAAGCUACCCAAGUUUGUAGGAGCAAUAAAGAUUGUAAGAAAAGUUCAAGUUCAAGUUUCUGUAUAAUACCUUCAUUAGAAACUCAUACUCGCUUAAUAAAAGUGAAGCACCCACCUCAAAUUGAUAUGCUGUAUGUAGGACAUCCAUUACAUCUUCACUAUACUGUGAGCAUCACCAGUUUUAUUCCACGUUUCAACUUUCUAAGCAUAGAUCUGCCAGUGAUUGUGGAGACAUUUGUCAAGUACCUGAUUUCCCUCUCUGGAGCUCUGGCUAUUGUGAAUGCCGUCCCCUGCUUUGCCUUGGAUGGUCAGUGGAUUUUAAACUCUUUUCUGGAUGCUACCCUUACCUCAGUGAUUGGAGACAACGAUGUCAAAGAUCUGAUAGGAUUUUUUAUCUUACUUGGUGGCAGUGUACUUUUGGCUGCCAAUGUGACCCUGGGACUCUGGAUGGUUACAGCACGGUAAUAUCUGCUCUCAUCUGACAGAAUCUCUGAGUUCCCAUCUACAUCUGUGUGGUAAUAUCUGCUGCCAUUAACAUCCUUAUUUGGUGUAAAAUGUGUUUCUUUCCGGUUACAUCAUGGCUAAUAUCAUUAAGCUCCUCCUCUCACUAGAGUACCCAUACUCUGUGGUAAAGGAUGAGCAGAAGAAAUAAAAUAGCCCCCAACUCCAUUUUUAGUUUUAAAAGACGGGAUGUGCAAAUCUCACCUGUUUGUGGAACACUUUCUGAACAAGUACAAAUUCAUUCACAUAGUAUUCAUUUUCUGUGACUACAUAGCACAUUGAAAUAGUAUAAAGGAGAACAGAAUUGAAUAGAAAUUAUUAGGAAACAUCUUUUUUUGUAUGUGUGGCUCUGGAUAUCAAACCCAUAGCCUCAUAUGCUAGGCAAGUGCUCUACCCACUGUACUCCAGCCCCAUCCCCAGGGAAAACUUCUUGAAAAAGCAUCAUUAAGCUGGAUGUGGUAGUACACACCUGUAGUUCCAGCACACAGAUUACAGCAGGAGAAUUGCAAGUUUGAAGCCAGCCUGGGAUCUAUAGCAGGUUCCAGGCUAGCUUGCCUAUACACUUCGCAAGACCCUGUCUCAAAAGCAAACCAAACAAACAAAGCACACCAUCAUUACUAAAGACUUAAAAGAAAUCAAACUUCAGCCAAGUAGAAGGGUGACUGGGUUCACCGCCUAUAUUUCUUAUCCUCUGCCAUAUUUAAGAAGUAUUUUACAGUUGAAUGGUAUAUUAUUUUAUACUCUGAAAACUGAAGUCCGAUUACAAUUAAGUUUAAUAAGGUUCUAUACGAGAA
Molecule: messenger RNA, 2511 nt
Organism: Perognathus longimembris pacificus (Pacific pocket mouse)
Lineage: Eukaryota; Metazoa; Chordata; Mammalia; Rodentia; Heteromyidae
Gene: Mbtps2
Product: membrane bound transcription factor peptidase, site 2
Exons: 11
Coding region: 101-1681 (526 amino acids)
Biological process (GO): regulation of response to endoplasmic reticulum stress; membrane protein intracellular domain proteolysis
Cellular component (GO): cytoplasm; membrane
Molecular function (GO): metalloendopeptidase activity; protein binding
Source: RefSeq, a predicted model, not a curated record